AUGCCGAAACAGUCAGCUGCAUCCUCCGAGUCGCCUCACAAAGACGCACCUGCGGACGCGCCCGGUCUAGCGUCAGCCUCCCAUCCCGAUACCUUUGAAGUUUCUACUCGUCUUACUCUUAAUUUGCUGAAGUAUGACAUUCAAGAGACUAAAAACAAGGUAUUUCGUCUUGAGAAUAAGAUCGACACUAUUCUCACCAAUACUACUCCUCGUCAUCCAUGUAUUUUCUGUGAAGGUGACAAUGAAGACGGUCACCGCUCUUCUGUUUGCUCUGUAUUCCCUGAUCCAAUUGCUAGAUCGUUUCGUCUACGAGAUCUCAAUAGAUGCAUCUCGUGCCUUGCUCCCGCUCAUGGCCAAUGCUCGAACAAAUGUCGUGGUUGCGGAGGAACUCAUCAUGCUAUUCUCUGCACCGAGCGGUCAAAGCAAGGGCCGCCGCAGAAGCGACAAAGGCUCGAACACUAA
Ostertagia ostertagi is the source of this 462-nucleotide messenger RNA. The record is from the annotation of a GenBank genome assembly. Lineage: Eukaryota; Metazoa; Nematoda; Chromadorea; Rhabditida; Trichostrongylidae.